Messenger RNA from Oryzias melastigma (Indian medaka), 1050 nucleotides. RefSeq lists its product as uncharacterized. The transcript is spliced from 2 exons. The annotation marks the transcript as partial. The record is from RefSeq and is a predicted model, not a curated record. NCBI's taxonomy places the organism in Eukaryota, Metazoa, Chordata, Actinopteri, Beloniformes, Adrianichthyidae.
AUGAUAAAAGCAGCUUUGAUAGCCAUCUUAGGAGACAAUUUGGGCUCCCACUGCAUCGAAUGCAGCAGACCAGAAGACCUAAACGACACCGUUACUCUGGACCUGUACCCUGCUAUUACAGUGGAAACAUCAAGCCCACUAACACCUCCAUCUGUCUCAACAUCUACCCCUGUGUAUUGUUGCAGCUCAUGGGUUUCAGCCUUUCAAAUUCCUUGGGACAGAUUUCCCAUUCGACUGUCAGAUGCAAUUACAAGGGGGGAGAGAGCUCAUCCAGAAGACAGAAGGAGUAUGGUUAGAAUUGUUGUGGAGGCCAUGCAAGUUCAUUGCAGAAAUCCCAAACGUUCAGCUUGUGAGGAGAUUGCAAAGAUUAUUGCCAAUACAUAUCCACAGACAUUUGCAGAUUUCACAGACAAAGGAGAAAAACUAGGUUCUGGUCACUAUUCAUUGCUUAGAAGCAUCAAAUGCAGAGUUGAACAUGUUAAUCGAGACAAUGUAGCACACAGACUCCGUCAACAAAAAAGAAUCAGGAUUGAGGGUGACUGCAUUUCAGAUAGUCCUGAAACAUCACAUAAAGAGGUUCGGUGCCUCAGUGACAGGUACGGUUGUAUUAAUUGGCAGCCAGUUCAACUUCCUGAAGGGGAAACACAGGGGUCUUUAGAGGACAAGAAAAACACCUUGCUAUCAAUUUUCCAUUCUGAAGGUCCUGAAGCCGUGGAUAGAUCUGUUGUCAAUAGUCUCAUGGGCCUCACAUAUAUUUCUCAACGGCAACUCAUCAACAGCUGUCCCUCACUUUUAAUAGCUGAAAUUCAAGAGCAGUGGCCUUUCUUGUUCACACUGUAUGGGAUGUCUAGCCACUUUAAACAACUCACUGGCAUUGAUAUUGGUGAAUGGCUGAAUCAGGCCCUCAUUACCAAAGGCAGGAGAAUAUUGAAUUAUUUUUCCAGCCAGAAGCUCAAAUGGAACGUUGAAAUUAGGAAUUAUAUUCUGCAGAUAGAAGGUGAGGGAGAUUUGAGCAACAACAAAGUUGCCAUAGCAGCCGUAGUGCUCAUG